UAAAACCCACCUCACUGAGCAUCACCACAAAAACCAGGCUUUGUUUCAGAACGUUGCUCUUUAACUUUAUCUGCUUCAUCUUCAGACCUGAACAUCUACGAGAAACACCAGCCAUGAAGACUCAAGUCGUUCUGCUGCUUAUCUGCAUGCUUUUCUCCAAAGCCAUGUCACUGAAUUGUUAUCAGUGUUUGCCGUCACUAACUGGCCCGUGUACCAAUGAACAGAUAACCUGUUCAGAUCAGUGUGCCUCUACAACUAUGUCUGUUUACACGGGUGAUACGAAGUUGCAAGAUGUCAGUGUGAAGACUUGCAGUGUUCAAGAGUUGUGUGUAAGUGGCAGCAUGAACCUGGGAAUAACAAAAGUAACCAACAAUGCCCAAUGCUGCAGCACUAAUCUGUGUAACAGUGUAACACUGCCAGCUCUUCCCAAACAGGUUUCCAACGGGAGGAUGUGUUAUACCUGUGACUCUAACGACUGCUCAAGAACAGUAAACUGUGAAGGAACUGAAGAUCGCUGCAUCUCUGCUUCAGUUAAACAAGGGGGCAACACCGUAUCCAUAAAAGGCUGUGUGUCCCGUGGCUUCUGUUCUGGUUCGGGAUCAACGAACGUUCCAGGAAUCGGGUCAACGAGUGUGCAGUGUUGUGAAGGGAAUCUGUGUAACGGUGCUGAGGCCUUCACACUGAGCUUCGUCCUCAUGAUCGUCCCUCUGAUCUCCUCCAUCCUCUUCUCCUGAGUUAUUGACAUAAAAUAGAAAUAGAAAUAUAAGAGUAGGUCAGAUUGUUUUUAUUUUGGAUUGCUUUUUGGAAAAAUUGUGAAAUUAAAAAAAAUAAGAAGAAUGCAGCAAAAUCUAGAUAAAUUAAUAGAGUUUGAAAUGUAAUAAACUUAAAAAAAAUUUAAUAUCCAUUUUUAUAUCUUUUGGUGAAAACUUGCAUUUUAUUGUGUGUUUUUAUUACUAUUUCUAUUUUAUUGCAAGAAAACUGCUUUUUGAUAUUCAUGGUCAUUACAUUUCUGUAAUAAAGUGAAAUUCAGCCUU
Tachysurus fulvidraco (yellow catfish) is the source of this 1034-nucleotide messenger RNA. RefSeq names its product urokinase plasminogen activator surface receptor-like. Bases 114 to 734 code for a protein of 206 amino acids. The record is from RefSeq and is a predicted model, not a curated record. Lineage: Eukaryota; Metazoa; Chordata; Actinopteri; Siluriformes; Bagridae. The transcript has 5 exons.